This is a messenger RNA of Closterium sp. NIES-65, 621 nucleotides long. The record is from the annotation of a GenBank genome assembly. Lineage: Eukaryota; Viridiplantae; Streptophyta; Zygnematophyceae; Desmidiales; Closteriaceae.
AUGACCCACCUGAUGAGUAUAGUGGUGCUGCUUCUGAAAAUAAUGACAAUGAAAUCUUGUGCUGGAAUUUCGCUGAAGACUCAGGAGCUGUACGUCAUCAUUUUUGUGACUAGAUACCUGGAUCUUCUAUACUCCUUCAUCUCCGUUUAUAACACGAUGAUGAAGCUCAUAUUUCUUUCGAGCACGGUCGCAAUCGUCUACUACAUGCGCUACGACAAAGUGGUGCGGCAGAAAUAUGACAAGGAUCAUGAUACCUUCCGUCACAUCUUCCUUGUCGUCCCGUGUUUCGUGCUCGCAUUGCUCGUGAACAAGAAAUUCACCUUCACGGAGGUUCUUUGGGCGUUUUCGAUAUAUCUGGAAGCAGUCGCCAUUCUCCCGCAGCUUGUGCUUCUUCAAAGGACAAAGAAUAUUGACAAUCUUACAGGAAAUUACGUCUUUUUCCUCGGUGCUUACCGUUCCCUUUACAUCCUGAACUGGAUAUACCGCUAUAUGACUGAGAAGCACUACCGCCAAUGGAUUGUCUGGAUUUCGGGACUUGUUCAGACAGCCCUCUAUGCCGACUUCUUCUAUUACUACAUCAUCAGCUGGAAGAACAACCAACGUCUGAGUCUUCCUGCCUAA